GAGAGAGAGAGAGCACUAGCCCAAUUCAUUGACAGCUGCUGUAUAGAGAAGACCUACUCCAGCUCUCUCUGCCCAUCUGUGCCCGGUUGCCUCCCAUUGGCACAUACAAGAUACCUGAGCAGGUGCAGAGCCAUGGCCAGUGGCCACCUCACCUGGAGCCUUGGCACAGACAUAUAAACUUCCACAUUGCCCCCCGUCCCUACAAUGUUGCCCAUGCCCAUGAUAGCAGUGGGGGCCACAGUGGGGGCCGUUCUUGGGAUCUUCUUGGCUUUAUGCAGUUUAAUUCUGCUAUUCAGCUGGAUGAGGAGGAAGAAAUACACCUGGGCAGGUGGGGAUAGAACUGCGGUGACAAUGGCCAAUCUCCUCCAAUCAGGACAACAGAUGAGUAUAUACAAGUGCACUGAGCUGGUCCAUCCUCAAGCCAAACUGCACUUUCCCUACAUCUACAGAAGCAAAAAGCCCUGCCCCAGUGUAGGGGGUGAUGAGGAAAACACACUGAAGGCAAAAGAGGAUGAAGAGUCGGGGGAGACGGAACCACAGAGAAAGGUGGAAACCAUUUCAGAGAAGAUAAAUUCAGAGAAGCGCGAAGAAUCUCUGGCCCCUGAGAAUGAAUAUCUGGAGAAGCUCAACCAAAGCUUGAACCCCAUGCCAAAGCUUCACUACUCCCUGGGAUACGACCACCAGAGGAGAGAACUGCGUGUGUCUUUAUUAGAAGCUGUUGGUUGCCCACUUUCCAAGGAGGAGGACCCUGGGAGUCACAGCUACCUAGUGGGCAUUCUCACCAGCAAAGACGGGCAAACCGAAGUUCAGACGUCGCUGAUGAAUAGGGCCCCACAUACAGUAUGGGACGAGGCUCUACUGUUUCCAUUUCAGGAUGAGGAAAGAGCAGACGCUGAGCUAACACUCACUUUGAGGCAUUGCGACCGCUACUCCCGGCACCAGAUAGCUGGGGAAAUCACCUUGAACCUGGCUAAUCUAGGUGUUCCCUUUGGGGCAGCAAGAUGGGUGGACCUCAGGCCUCCUGAGAAGGAACAAGAAGGUUCUGGUGAGGUCCUUCUGUCUCUGAGUUACCUCCCUGCGGCCAGCCGUCUCAUUGUGGUGGUGAUAAAAGCCAGAAAUAUCCAUUGUGACCGGUAUAAUAAUCUGCUGGGUAAAGAUCUAUCCAUUAAGGUCAUUCUCAAGCACCAGUCGCAGAAGCUGAAGAAGAAACAGACCAAACGUACGAAGCACAUGAUUAACCCAGUGUGGAACGAGAUGGUGAUGUUUGAGGUUCCUCAAGAAUUGCUUGGAGAUGUUUAUGUAGAGCUGCAGAUGGUCUGCGUGGAGCCUGAUAGGAGUGGGAACCACAUCUUGGCCACAUGCAAUUUAGGGGCUGAAUGGACUGGCACUGGCAAAAACCAUUGGCUAGAAAUGAUGAAUAACCCUAGAAGACAAAUAGCUUUCUGGCACCAUUUAAACACAUAACCAAAUUGUUCAACCACAUGUAUGGAGCAUGAUACAGUGUUCCCCACCCGGUUUCCUUGCUUGAUCUAUCUGUAUUUACCAGAUUUGUCGUUUGUACCCAUAGCCUCUCAUUUCAGUGGUCUGUUGGACUAUUCAGAGGACCUGCCAUUAGCUUAUGGUCAUAUAAGUGUUUAAGUGAUCUUCAUCAAUGAGGGCCACCAAGCAGAAGCCCACCCCAAAGAUCGAUGAACCAUGGAGGACCAAAGGCAAAGGAAUUCUGUAACACAGUACUGAAGAGUAAAACCACCCUAUUCCCACAAAAUAAACCACCAUGGUUAGUAGGGACACACAUGCUGCAUCUCUUUUGUAGUCCCUCUUCUUAUUCAGAGCUUCAGAGUUUAGGUUUAUCUUCUGCCUUUGAUGAGGUCCAUACCACUGUCCUUUUUCCACAUAACUGCUCGUCAAGGGCUUUCACGUUUUAUAAAGUUCUUCGCAACUGCAGGGGAGGAUCAGGGAAGUUCUAAGUUUGGUUGUGGUAGAGAUUUCCAAAGUUUAGGGUUGUCCCUCAAUGGUGACCUGAAUUAUUGGAAGGGGAGCAUCUGCAUGUUCUAAUAGGUUUAAGCAGAUGGCACUUUUAAGCCAAUAUUUAGCCCAUGACUCCUAACAGUACCACUUGUGGUGGAUAUCAGAGGACCUUUCCUAUAAUUGUGGCUCCACCCAAAUGUUGCUGGGCUACAACUUCCAGCAUAAUGCAAUGGUUAAAGCAUGAAGGAACCUGUAGACCAGCAACCACAGAGAUGGUCUACCAACAUAAUCGACAUGUUAUGAGAAAAGGGGGUGCCUUGACCAAAGUUUUGCCUCCUGAGAGGGGAAUUUAAACCGAUGAAGCACAACAACCGCUGAUUUAAAGGAACAGCGACCUACAGUAUUAGUAUGUCCCAUGGACUCCAGGUCUCCAACAAUAAAAAUACCAGAUAUUUCAAUUCCAUCCUUAAAGAGACAACAUCAUCUCAUGUAGGUAUCCACUCAUGGAUAGUUUGUAUUUCCACAGAAGGUUGCUGUGGGUGACCAGACCUAGAGCAAACAGUCUGCUCAUUAUUAUAUGACCAUGUUUACGCAUUGUCCUCUACAAUUCUCCUAGUUCUUUAGCAGAGAACUAUGACAAUUGCUAUCAGCCUAGGACUCACAGCAUGAGUAGUUUGCAGUCAGAUACAUAUGUUAGGUAUGUAUGCUCACUAAUAAAACAUUAAACAAACAA
Xenopus laevis (African clawed frog) is the source of this 2701-nucleotide messenger RNA. It is a transcript of the gene syt13.L, whose product is annotated as synaptotagmin-13. The record is from RefSeq and is a predicted model, not a curated record. The transcript is spliced from 6 exons. Bases 205 to 1464 code for a protein of 419 amino acids. NCBI's taxonomy places the organism in Eukaryota, Metazoa, Chordata, Amphibia, Anura, Pipidae.